This is a messenger RNA of Diachasmimorpha longicaudata, 3115 nucleotides long. RefSeq names its product ergic53 (gene ergic53). Gene Ontology annotation, biological process: endoplasmic reticulum to Golgi vesicle-mediated transport. Gene Ontology annotation, molecular function: D-mannose binding. The transcript is spliced from 6 exons. Lineage: Eukaryota; Metazoa; Arthropoda; Insecta; Hymenoptera; Braconidae. Gene Ontology annotation, cellular component: endoplasmic reticulum membrane; endoplasmic reticulum-Golgi intermediate compartment; COPII-coated ER to Golgi transport vesicle. Bases 250 to 1803 code for a protein of 517 amino acids. The record is from RefSeq and is a predicted model, not a curated record.
UUCGAAAAAUCUAAAGAACCGAAAUCCAAAUUCUAAAGAAAAAUUAUUUUCCAUGAAUUCCCCGUCUUUGAAGCUGUAUUAAAUCCCUGAGCGAGUCCUGGAUGAACAGGUGUAUUCCCAUUCAAAAAACCGUGACGUAAAAUCUAAGAUGGCCGCCCAGGUGCGACACGUCAGAUGAUGAACCGAACGAAUCAAGUGAAUUAACCACACAUUGACGCAGUAUCACGUCCAAUAGCGGAUAGAGCGCACAUGCGCCCUUGUCAGUCGCCACCAACAAGUCGUACAAAAAUGAAAAUGGCCGCCGAAGUGAGGUGGCUAGUGUUAUUUAUCGGUUUAUCGUUGUUUUUGUUGGCAAAUGCCGAUGAUGUGCAUAGAAAAUUUGAGUACAAAUAUUCGUUUAAGCCACCGUAUCUCGCUCAAAAGGACGGGAGUGUACCUUUCUGGGAAUAUGGAGGAAAUGCUAUUGCUAGCUCGGAGAACGUCAGGGUUGCACCGUCGUUGAAGAGUCAGAAAGGUGCAAUAUGGACGAAGAAGACGACUGACUUUGACUGGUGGGUGGUAGACCUUGUGUUUCGGGUAACGGGUAGAGGAAGAAUUGGGGCUGAUGGUCUUGCCUUCUGGUACACAACUGAUAAGGGACAUUACAAUGGCACUGUCUUCGGUUCCUCAGACAUGUGGAACGGUCUGGGAAUUUUCUUCGACUCAUUCGAUAAUGACAAUAAACAUAAUAAUCCGUAUAUCAUGGCUGUGCUGAAUAACGGGGAUAAGAUUUUUGAUCAUACGAAUGAUGGAAGCACACAAUUGCUGUCUGGGUGUCUCCGAGACUUCCGUAACAAACCAUUCCCGACGAGAGCUAGGAUUGAAUAUUAUAAAAAUACUUUAACAGUUUUAUUCCAUAACGGAAUGACGAACAGCAACGACGACUACGAAAUGUGCUUGCGAGCUGACAAUGUUUACCUGCCCAAGCGUGGGUAUUUCGGUGUGUCAGCUGCCACUGGAGGUCUAGCUGAUGACCACGACGUCCUCCAGUUCCUCACGACGUCGUUACAUCCGCCUGGGGAACUGACGACAGGUGGACGUCAAGUUUCCAUCGAGGAGGAAGCGAAACUCAGUAAAGAGUACCAGGAGUAUCAGGAGAAAUUGGAGCAGCAGAAGAAGGAUUACAAAAAAGAACACCCAGACGACAACAAACUGGAUUUCGACGACUUCUUUGAGACCGAUAGUCAGCGAGAGCUCCGUCAGAUCUUCGCAGGUCAGUCCCAGAUGUUCGAGGGCCUUCGGGAAUUGAACAGAAAGCUGGAUGAAGUGGUGGGCCGUCAGGAGCGCACCCUCUCCCUCAUUUCCCAGGUGCAAAUGGGAGGUGUUCAGGUAGCAGGAGGCCAACCAGGUGCUCCUCCCCAGCUUAUCGAUACAAUUCGCCGCCAGGAGGUAGACGCAGUCCUCAGCAAUCAGAACAUUAUCAUGAACACAGCCCGGGAGAUAAAAUCCUUUGUCGGAGAAGUCCACUCCAAGGCCGAGAGCAUUCUCACCAAUCAGGCGAGACAACCAACGGCUCAAGUACAGCCCAUUGGCUACGACUAUCAGUCGUUGGUGUCCGAGAUGAGGGAUGGACUCAAUCAGAUCAAGAGAGAUGUCUCACAGACGUACGCCAAAGUCACGGGAACAACUCCUGGGGCAUGCCCCAACGUCAAUUGUCUCUCUACCACCGUGUUCGUGGCCAUCCUGGUCAUUCAGAUGAUGAUUCUGCUGGGGUACAGCAUGUACAGGGAUAAUAAGGAGGCGCAGGCUAAGAAACUUUAUUAGGAGAAGAAGAAAUGAACUGCUGGAACGUGGAACAAUGGUAUUCCGGAGAGAUUUUGAGAGACAAGGUCCUGUUUUUGCGGCUGGGGGAUGUCUAGGGGAGGUAGGAAUUUUUCCAUCCCCCUCGAAUUCUGAAAUAUUCCUAAUUAUUUCUCCAAAUAUUUAAAAAUAUAUAUGAGGGCCAGUAAGCAACAGAACAAAUUGUGAGAAUCAAUUUUUUUAUGUGAGAAUUCCUAGAGCUACAAAAAUAAUCGAAGAAUUUACAUAUCUCCUGUAGAUUUCGCUAUUGUUCGCAAAAACAGAUCGAGGGAAGAAUGAGGUAGAACGAUAUUUCACCACUAUACUGCAUGUUCAUUUCAAGGGGUAAAACAAUGAAAUUGUGGUCGCAGGGACUUAUUUAAUGUUUGAAUUUUAUCCAAAUAAAUUCAAAUAAGGCAGAGGUGAGUGGUUCAGUGAUGAAAACUGAUGAGACCAAAGGGUUUUUUUUUCGUCAAUUAUUUGACGUAUUCUUUUUUUGUAAAGUAAUUAUUUUGGGGAAAAUCGCAAAAUUGGACACUCAAUAUUUUUGGACUCAUCGAUUUUCGUCAACUCCCCACGCAAUUGGUGUUUAAUAUUUUCGAAAUAUGUUUCGACAUUAACUCGCUCGCAUUUUCUACACUAUUUUUUUGUAAUUACCGUAGUUGUGAGAAUUUUGUAAAAAUGAGAAUAAUAAAAAAGGCAAUAUGAGGAUUAUUUCCUCGUUAAUGAAUCACAUUUUUGUGAGGGAAUCAUGUUUUGUUGAAUAAAAAUGAAAAAUCAAUGUUGUCAAAAUUUUUGUUUAUGUUAUUACGCUAUUACACAAAAAAUAUAAUUUUUUUUUUUCAGUGAACGACCAAAUUCACAUGACUCUUUGAUAUUUUAUAAAGAAAAACUUGGCCAACAAUCGAUAAUAAUAGAAUAAUGAUGAGCAGAGUCAUGCCUUGAACAAGAUAUUAUGAUCAUUUUUGUCGUACACUUCUUUUAUACGAAGGCCAUGUCUGGAGGCGCACACUUGGGCUUUUUUUUUCUUUUUUUCGGGGGAUGAUCCGCCCAUUCUUGUAAAGACCUAAUACUCGUCUGUUGUAAUUACUACCGGAUGGACUAUCAUUUCCUUAUUCGUCGGUUAGAAUUUUUCAUUCGUGAUUGUACGUGAGUGUUCGUUGUGAAUGUGGAAUUGGACUUUAUGAGACUUGUAACGAAUAUUCCAUAUUGCAUAACAAAUGUCAUUGCAUUUGUAAGAGUUUAUUAAAGAUUGUAAAUGUAUAAGAUGAUGUAAUGUAAUAAAAUAUCAAACAAA